This is a messenger RNA of Saccharomyces eubayanus, 1656 nucleotides long. RefSeq names its product E3 ubiquitin-protein ligase HEL1 (gene HEL1). The coding region runs from base 1 to 1656 and encodes 551 amino acids. Gene Ontology annotation, cellular component: cytoplasm; ubiquitin ligase complex. Gene Ontology annotation, molecular function: ubiquitin protein ligase activity; ubiquitin conjugating enzyme binding; zinc ion binding. The record is from RefSeq and is a predicted model, not a curated record. The transcript has a single exon. NCBI's taxonomy places the organism in Eukaryota, Fungi, Ascomycota, Saccharomycetes, Saccharomycetales, Saccharomycetaceae. Gene Ontology annotation, biological process: protein polyubiquitination; positive regulation of proteasomal ubiquitin-dependent protein catabolic process; ubiquitin-dependent protein catabolic process.
AUGAGUAGUGGUGGCGAAGAAGAUCAUUUAUAUACUUUUGAUGAAAAUGACUCCGACUCUAUUGAACUUUACGAAUCUCAAAACACGUCUGAGUUCACCAUACAUGGACUGGCCACUCCGAAGUUAACUACUGUAAUAAGCCAAGGAUCCGAGUUCGACAUCAAUGAAGAUGAAGAUGGGGUCGAUACCAUAUACGAGGGGAUGCUUGACAUUCCUAUUACGAAAAGCAGUAAAAGAGUACUUUGUGAAGGAAGCGUACCGAACCUCAAUUAUGAGUGCUUGACCACUAAGGGUAUUUUCGAAAGAAUACUCCAAAGAGUCGACCAUUUGCAACCCAUCUUUGCGAUCCCGUCUGCAGAUAUAUUGAUAUUACUACAACAUUACGAUUGGAACGAAGAGCGUUUAUUAGAGGUAUGGACCGAAAAAAUGGACGAUUUGCUUGUAGAGCUUGGUUUAAGCACUGCGGCAAAUGCCAAGAAAGAUAAAGAUUUUAGCUUACACUCCAGAAAAGUGGAAUUUAAAGACGAUUUCGCUUGUGUUAUCUGUUGUGAUAGUAAAAACACGGAAACUUUUGCAUUAGAAUGUGGUCAUGAAUAUUGCAUCAACUGUUAUCGCCAUUAUAUCCAAGAUAAGUUGCAUGAGGGAAACAUUAUUACAUGUAUGGACUGUUCUCUGGCGUUGAAAAAUGUUGAUAUAGAUAAAGUGAUGGGACACGCUUCUAGUAGUAAACUGAUGGAUUCCUCAAUCAAAAGUUUCGUUCAAAAACAUAAUCGUAAUUACAAAUGGUGCCCAUUUGCCGAUUGUAAAUCUAUCAUACAUUUACGAGAUACUUCUUCGUUACCAGAAUACACCCGUUUGCAUUAUUCGCCCUUUGUCAAAUGUAAUUCGUCUCAUAGAUUUUGUUUUAACUGUGGAUUUGAAGUACAUGCCCCAGCAGACUGUAAAAUUACCAGCGCUUGGGUUAAGAAGGCCAGAAAAGAAUCUGAAAAUUUGAAUUGGGUUUUGUCUCAUACUAAAGAAUGCCCCAAAUGUUCCGUCAAUAUUGAAAAAAAUGGUGGUUGUAACCACAUGAUUUGCUCGAGCUGUAAAUACGAGUUUUGUUGGAUUUGUGAAGGCCCAUGGGCCCCCCAUGGUAAGAAUUUCUUUCAAUGUACGAUGUACAAAAAUAUUGAGGAUAGCAAAAGUAAGAAUUCUGAAGACGUCAACAAAACAUUGAAGAAGUACACAUUUUUUUAUAGACUAUUUAAUGAGCAUGAGGUUUCAGCCAAAUUGGAUUGGAACUUGGGGCAAACGGUGGGUACAAAAGUUCAUGCAUUACAAGAAAGAAUAGGCAUUUCGUGGAUCGAUGGACAGUUUUUGUCAGAAAGUUUGAAAGUACUAAAUGAGGGACGAACAGCAUUGAAGUGGUCGUUUGCUGUGGCAUUUUAUUCGGAUGCAUCUCACAACUUAACUAAGAUCUUUGUUGAUAAUCAAAUGCUUUUGGCAAAUGCAGUAGAGUUUCUAUCAGAGUUAUUACAAAUAAAAAAUCCUGAAGUCAUUAUGAAACGAAAACCUGAGUUCUAUAAUAAGGCGGGAUACGUGGAAAAUAGAACUACUGCAUUGAUGGAAUGUGGUAGAGAACUAUUAUGCAAAGGGAUUUGCAAAGUUAUGGAAUGA